Messenger RNA from Lasiodiplodia theobromae, 1818 nucleotides. RefSeq names its product Phosphoenolpyruvate carboxykinase. Gene Ontology annotation, biological process: gluconeogenesis. The record is from RefSeq and is a predicted model, not a curated record. Bases 1 to 1818 code for a protein of 605 amino acids. Gene Ontology annotation, cellular component: cytosol. NCBI's taxonomy places the organism in Eukaryota, Fungi, Ascomycota, Dothideomycetes, Botryosphaeriales, Botryosphaeriaceae. Gene Ontology annotation, molecular function: ATP binding; phosphoenolpyruvate carboxykinase (ATP) activity. The transcript has 4 exons.
AUGGCUGGAACUACUAAAGGCGCCGGCAUCCCCAUCGAUGUGCCAGUUCGAUCCUCAUCACCCGGCCCUCUCUACACCGGAGACUUUGCUCGCCAGCAGAUUCAGAAGCAGCAAAAGAACAAUUUCCAUUCCAGCUCCCUCAAAAUGGUUACCAACCCGCAAACCGUCAACAAGACGGCCCUCCACCCCGCCGGUCUCCAGCCGUCCAAGGAGCACACCGAGAUUGAGGAGGAGCUGCACGACAAGGCACACAUUGACUACGACCGCGUCGCCAUUAUUGCCAACCCCUCCGUUGCUGCUCUCUACGAAGAUGCAUUGGUCUACGAGACCGGCUCGGCUAUCACCGCGUCUGGUGCUCUCUCCGCAUACUCCGGUGCCAAGACCGGCCGUUCUCCCUCGGACAAGCGUAUCGUCCAGGAGCCUUCAUCAGAGAACGACGUCUGGUGGGGUCCUGUGAACAAGCCCAUGAGCCCCGAUGUCUGGCGUAUCAACAGAGAGCGUGCUGUCGACUACCUGAACACCAGGAAUCGCAUCUAUGUCGUUGAUGGUUUCGCCGGUUGGGACGAGCGCUACCGCAUCAAGGUCCGCGUUGUCUGCGCUCGCGCCUACCAUGCCCUCUUCAUGCGCAACAUGCUCAUCCGCCCCUCGCGCGCUGAGCUCGAGCACUUCCACCCCGACUACACCAUCUACAACGCCGGUGCUUUCCCUGCUAACAGGUACACCUCCGGUAUGACCUCUGCUACCUCCGUCUCUAUCAACUUCGCCGAUAAGGAGAUGGUCAUCCUCGGUACCGAGUACGCCGGUGAGAUGAAGAAGGGUAUCUUCACUGUGCUCUUCUACGAGAUGCCCGUCAAGCACAACGUCCUUACCCUGCACUCUUCGGCAAACCAGGGCCAGAAGGGUGAUGUCACCGUUUUCUUCGGUCUGUCGGGUACCGGCAAGACCACCCUGUCGGCGGAUCCCAAGCGUGCGCUGAUCGGUGAUGACGAGCACUGCUGGAGUGACAAGGGUGUCUUCAACAUUGAGGGUGGCUGCUACGCCAAGUGCAUUGGCCUCUCGGCCGAGAAGGAGCCUGAUAUCUUCAACGCCAUCCGUUUCGGCUCCAUCCUUGAGAACGUCGUCUUCGACCCUGAGACCCGCGAGGUUGACUACGAUGACUCGACCCUCACGGAGAACACCCGCUGCGCUUACCCCAUCGAGUACAUCGAGAACACCCUGAUUCCCUGCAUCUCCGACAACCACCCCUCGAACAUCAUCCUCCUUACUUGCGAUGCUCGUGGUGUCCUUCCCCCGAUCUCCAAGCUCAACACCGAGCAGACCAUGUACCACUUCAUCUCCGGUUACACCUCGAAGAUGGCUGGUACUGAGCAGGGUGUCACCGAGCCCCAGGCCACCUUCUCGUCUUGCUUCGCUCAGCCCUUCCUGGCCCUGCACCCCAUGCGCUACGCCAAGAUGCUGGCGGACAAGAUCGCCCACCACAACGCCAACGCUUGGCUGCUCAACACCGGCUGGGUCGGUGCCGGUGCCACCACUGGCGGCAAGCGUUGCCCGCUCAAGUACACCCGCGCCAUCCUGGACGCCAUCCACAGCGGCGAGCUCGCCAAGGCCGACUUCGAGGUGUACGACACCUUCAACCUGUCGGUCCCCAAGAGCUGCCCCGGUGUUCCCGACGAGCUGCUUAACCCGGCCAAGAGCUGGACGGGUACCGCGGACUUCAAGGGUGAGGUCACCAAGCUCGGCCAGCUGUUCGUCGAGAACUUCAAGAAGUACCAGGAUGAGGCCACUGCUGAGGUCCUGAAGGCUGGUCCCGCUGUGUAA